AUGGAAAUUAUAAGAGUGAAAAUGGAUCGAUAUAAGAUGAGAAGCACAACCAAAGAAUGUACUGUCCCUCGAGUUACACCAGCUCACUCUUUGGGAGUAAGUGAAGCCGCUGAAACUGCCAACAGAGAUCAAAUCAUGCACCGUGUCCAUAUCGAAAAUGGGGUGAUCGCAUUAAGUGGCCAUAAUGAGGUGUUUGAAUCUGCUUCCCUGUUCCUAGUCACUCGCUCCUCAUGCUGUGCACAUACUGUAAGGAAUCACGUGGCCUCUCGCAGAAACCCUUCACUUCCUAAGCUAGACCAACUCUGGCCUGCACCAACUCAUAGAAAUGACAUGGUUGUCACUCACGUGAUUGAGCCCUUUCCAAGUGGCCACCCUAAUGGGGUUAUGCCACGUGGUUGA
Sphenostylis stenocarpa is the source of this 399-nucleotide messenger RNA. NCBI's taxonomy places the organism in Eukaryota, Viridiplantae, Streptophyta, Magnoliopsida, Fabales, Fabaceae. The record is from the annotation of a GenBank genome assembly.